UUACAGAAGUUUUCUUUGGCAAUCUCCCAUUGGGUAUUCUGUUUAUUUACUCGACAUCAAAAAUUAUUUGUUCUUUGCCGGUUAUCUAAAUUUUUUGUAAAAGUUUGUUGGUUAAUAAAUAUUUUGUAAAAAAAAUUACAUAAAAAUAGUCAUAAUAACUAAUUUGUGAGUUUAUUUGUAAUAUUCCGAUUAUCUUAGUGAAGCAUUUUCAGUAUGCCUUCAAAGAUCACCACCCUCGCACAAACCAUACACUUCAAAAAUAAGAAGAAGAAGCUUUACAACAUUUCACCGCUCUUCCAAUACAAUUACUACAAACAUCGCUGUCGCGUUAAGAACGCCAAGAAAUUCAUCGACAAUGCACCGCCUAUUUUACAUUUGACAAACAUAAUGAAUCUGAAGAAUAACUAUAUCGAUAUGUCGGCCAUUUCGGGUAUGAUGCGCACGAAUACGGAAAUGUUGGAAUUUUUCGGUCGUUUGAAUAUUUUCGGACGCAAGGAGUCGUGGAAUGACUCGCAUGAUGCACAAUGGCGCUACUCGCGCCUCGCCUUUAUGCGCAGAGUUGUCGAAGCUAUAGAGAAAGAGAACCAGUAUAUAGCAAAGCGUGUUUUGAAUGCACAAAAAAAGAUAAAUACCCAUUUGAAACCGCUCUCAGCAAGUGUGGGGGAUUUUCGUACGCCGAAAGAGAUUUUAGCUAAAUACAAAUCUGAAGUCAUUUUACCACCCAGAUGCGGUGAUCAGCAAUUACUCUUACGCCCGAUAGUGUACUUCGAUAUGGAGGUUGUGGGUCUUUAUCCCAUCGGUCGUUUUAUCAUACAACUCUACACUGAGGCCUUUCCGCAGGCUGCAUUGGCAUUGGUGCGUACGUGUAAGGAACAGAAAUUGCGUAAACUAAGACUCGUACGGGCCUUUCCCAAUCUUUGGGCGGAAUUCGAAUUGAGAUUGGAUGCAAAAGAUACCGCAUUGGCGGCGGACUCACACAUCGAGUAUGAUAAACGUGCGCUGAGUAAAAAUUUCAAAGCGGGCACAUUAUCGUUUUCCUUAAAACAUAUCGACACACUACGUAAGGGCAUUUUGAGUUUUGCGCUUAGUUUUCGAACACUGUCGGUGGAGAUGAAAGAGCGUGUGGCGUUUGGUGUUUUGAUUAGAGGCAAACGUGGACUCUAUUUGUUGGAGAGUAACGGCACUAAGAAUGGCAAGCCGAUGAAGAAAGUUAUCGCAACGGAGAUGGGUGUGAGUUCAAAAAUUUAAGCACCUGAAGAGUAGGCGAUCAAAAAACGUGGACUUUCUUUAAUGAAGCGUUUCUCACUCAAGGAAGCUGCUUAAGAUUAGAGUUAGGUAUCCACCUAAAGCUCACUAUAAAAGUGUUAAGUCAGGCAGUAGUAUAUCUCGUCAGCCGCUACUUUUUAUUGCCUACCUUAAGUUCGAGGAAUUCGUAGGUGCUACCAGACAGAUGAUUCGAAGUUUUCAUGAAACAUAUAUCUAUCUUUCUGAAAUCAUUGUUCUUUGUUACACAGUUUUUGAAUAAAUUUAAAGCUUGUCGAAAUUAUUA
Ceratitis capitata (Mediterranean fruit fly) is the source of this 1549-nucleotide messenger RNA. RefSeq lists its product as uncharacterized. The record is from RefSeq and is a predicted model, not a curated record. Bases 214 to 1248 code for a protein of 344 amino acids. Gene Ontology annotation, molecular function: peptidyl-prolyl cis-trans isomerase activity. Gene Ontology annotation, biological process: protein peptidyl-prolyl isomerization. The transcript has a single exon. Lineage: Eukaryota; Metazoa; Arthropoda; Insecta; Diptera; Tephritidae.